Molecule: messenger RNA, 3324 nt
Organism: Suillus bovinus
Lineage: Eukaryota; Fungi; Basidiomycota; Agaricomycetes; Boletales; Suillaceae
Exons: 3
Coding region: 1-3324 (1107 amino acids)
Source: RefSeq, a predicted model, not a curated record
AUGUCAUCUUCAUUGGGUUUACAUAUUGUAGAUCCAAAAUUUUUAAGUGAUCAAGUAGAAGAUGUUCCUUCUAUCCUACCACCCAUUUCUCUCACAGCUCCACCUUCUCGACAUAAGCCUGCGAUGUCAUCUAUCUCUCAGGAUAAUCUUUAUUCUAAUCUCGCAACUUUCACUUUUGGUGAAGCUCGCUCAAUUUCAUCAGGCGACGAGUCACCAGACGCAAUCAGCCCACUCACUCCAAUAACCCGCACUGGCGCUAAUAGGACCCCUCGUCCAUCCGUUUCAACUUUUACCAGUCAUCCUUCGCAGGGUCUAGGACGCCCAGCUUCAAAUGCCUUUCCAUCAUCUUUGCGUUCUUCAAGAUCACACAGAACAGAGCAUACAGAUGAAGAAAGCAGCGAAGAUCCAUCAUCACCCGAUCUCCACCCGAGACAUGGUUUCCAAAGGGGUCGUUUGAUCCCAGACAACGUCAGCCAGCACACAUUCGGUCAACCAGCAGUGCGCUACUCAACCGCCUCGAUAACUUCCUCCCGCUCAAGCUCACGUGUAAGUCUCCGCUCAGACCUCCAGUUUAGCAGUGAUGAGGAAGUAGAGAUCGCUUCAUACAACGGAGGCUCCUCACCCGUCACUUUCGCCCGUGACCUCGAUAACAUAGAUGAGAAUGAGAAUAGCCCUGUCUUUCAUCCUCGUCCCCUCUUCUCAGAGCGCCGUCGUGGCAGCCUCCCAAUGGCAAUCCCAGGCGCAAUAUCAGAUGCAGUCAGCAAUCGUAGCCGCGAAGACAGUAUCCUCACCAUCCGUCGUCCAUCCCGUAGCCUCGACGACGAUUUCAUGCCUUCUCACACCGAGGAAGAUCCAGCUGCUGUCGCACCACGCAGUGAACCCCUCACUCGCGCUGAUUUUCGUUCACUCGAGGCUCAGGCACAACAGCAGCAGUCAGAAUCAGAUACAUGGGCAUCAGGUUGGGACCUGUCCUAUGUUCUCUCAAGAAAGAGCGAAGGAAGCAUUCAUUCUGUCCGAUCCACUGCACAGCUCUCCUUUCUCGCUCCUGCGCGCAACAGCACCAGUACAGGCGAACCAUCCUCCUCUCGUCUCUCCAACAUAUGGAAUGGCAGCGGACGCCGUACCAGCACCGGUACACUUCAAACUACCAAUAGCGGUGAAGAUACCUUUGCCAAGCACAUCGGCAUGUAUGACACUCAAAACCAGUGGGCUUUUUGGAAGGAAAAAGCAGAUGCACAGCCCGUCCCCAACGUACGCCGUCCAAAUGCCCAGGCAGGUGCCCCAGUGAUUAUGGACAAGACAAAGCGCACCAUGUACCCCGGCACGCAAGAAAUAUGGAGGAGUGGGCACGUCGGUCGAUUUCGAGUCGAUAGACUUGUUUUCAAACCAUCCACAGCAGACCCUGCCAAAGCUGCCCAACAGCGCAUCAACAUCCGGCAUAUCCCCGAUCCCUUCCUCAAGGGUCCUAAGACAAGCGGUCCGAGCACCGUCAUUCACAAGCAUUCUCGCGCAACCGCAUUCUCCAUAUUUCGCUCUUAUUCGCUUUUCACGUCUAAACGCGCUGGGACUGGAUCUCGCAAUAUCCAUAUGCACACGAGCGGGGGAAUCAUGCUCGCACCGAAGAAAGUACAGGAACAAUAUACGAGUACGAGAACGACGAGUAAACUCAUUACGCAUGGGCUACUUGAGGAUAGAUCUCGCAAAGCCAUCGGCAACGGAAGUGAUAAGUCACGUCGUGCUACGUUUCUUGAGAAGGAAAAACGGCGGGAGAAGGAAAAGGAGGACGCAAAGAAAGCAAAGGCGAAAGGAAAGGAAAAGAAGAAAGAAUCGAAGAAGAAUAACGACCGUGACCGCGCGAGUAAUCCGACUGAGAGUACGGAGUCGAGCGCAACGACGAGUAGUACGGGGAGCAUUAGCGCUUCUCAUGUGAUGUCUGCCCCUGCACGAGCUACGUCAUCCAAGAUCACGUUCGCAUCUUCGAUCGUGUCGCCUAGGUCACCUGUAAAGGCCCAGUCUACGAGCGGGCCUUCAUCACCAGAGACCUCAUCAACAUUCGAUCACUCCUUUAAGAAACUCCUUUCCUCCGAUUCCUCGACGAGCGUAGCGACCUCGCACAUCCGCAGCCAUCGGGACAGCAUCGACUCUGAUGAACACCUUCCCACACGUACGCCGCAUGCUGAAGCCUUCGGCACCCUCGACCCGAACGACAUCGAGCAUCUCCGGCGCGCCCAAAAGCCCACCGACGGCAACAGCAGCUUCGCGAAUCGAAUAUUCCGACGCUUCCGGGGCGCAGCUAACCGAGUAGACAACAUCACCCAACCAGUUGCGACAACCCAAAAUGCGUAUAGUCCACCGUGGAUCGUCACUGCUGGCAGAGACCAGAAUGAAGAACAUGUGCGUGUGCUCACGGAUUUGAAUAAUUCGUUUAGGGAUGUUGGGUUGUUGCAUACGCAACCAAGUCAUAGGACGGGUAAGGGGGGAGGGGCGAAGAAGAGGGCGGUGACGCAUGAUGUUUUUGAUUAUGUCCCGGAGGACUCACUUUAUAUGCUUCUGCCACUUUGGGCGGGGGAGACGGAUCCGGGUGCGGGAGGUGGCGUGGGGAGUGGGAGCAUCAUGGCGGGCAGCAGCAGCAUCAGCGAAGAUAGCACCACCUCCACAACUGCGACGGCCGCUACGACGGCCACGAGCGCCACACUCACAAUCCCUGAAGACCGCCAAUUCCUCCUCGUCUGGUACGUCCCCUUCGAAGAUAAGAACAAAAACACUUCCUCCUCUAAUUCCAACUCCAACUCCGCGUCCUCAUCCGUCAACAAGAAAAAACUGAAACAAACGAAUUCGACGAGCGACACCGACGCCGAAUCUAACCAAAAGAAUAUUUAUUUGAGAAAUUUUCGGGUUAAUGCGCGGUUGGUGGGGUAUGAUGAAUUGAGGGGGACGGGAAUUAGGGUGCCUAGUGAUGGGUUGGCGGUUGGCGGACCUGCUUUGGAUGCUGGGGGUCCUGGUGGGGUGCGGAAUCGGGAAGAACCAGAAUCACAGCCGGGACUAGCAUCCCAGUCAGGGACGGGGACAGCGCUCGGAAUCGAAACUGUCAUCUGCAUGUGUAGCUCGCGCGAAAACGGGUUUCAUUUCCAGCCCGAAGGACUGUGCAAGCUUGGUUUGUGUCUCCAAGAAGAGGUGGUGUUGCCUGCUGCUAAUAAUCCUCGGGCUAUUUAUUUGGAGAUUCCGACAUCGGAGAUGAAGCAUUUGUUGACGCCAGUUGGGAGGGCUGCUGUUGAGAUGGUUUGGUUGGGGUGUUUGGCUAUUACAAGUUUCGGGCCGUAUUGA